This is a messenger RNA of Pieris macdunnoughi, 2544 nucleotides long. NCBI's taxonomy places the organism in Eukaryota, Metazoa, Arthropoda, Insecta, Lepidoptera, Pieridae. The record is from the annotation of a GenBank genome assembly.
AUGGUGGACAUUGAAGAAGAAAAUAUGCUUUCAUUUCAUACCGAAAUUGGGGAGGAUUUGAACAAUAUUCACUCCAAUUUAAAUCACUACAGACAGGAUCUCACACAACAUACUCGGAGUUUGUAUCAUUGUGAAAGACAGCAAUCUCCAAUGUCAUUCAGAUGUGGUUUUGAGGGCAACAGAUUUAAUUCUAACAAAUAUCCAAGUUCCCACAGGUCUGUUUUAGCGUGUAGGAGUAGAUCUCCACUUUCAUUGCGUAGUGGGGACAGUGUAAGGAGUGCCAUUGACAUAACAAAUGCCCUUAAGUGUGAAUCAUUUAAUACACAUGAAUUACAAAUGAUUAAAAAUGUGGUUUGUCGAAAAUUAAAACAAAAAUUAAGAAAAAGAUAUGAAAAAAAUAGAAAUAAGUUUAUCUUACUAAACACAAAUAAUAAUAAAAUAAAAAACAUUCAAAGAAAAAUUGUUUCAAGUGGAGAAAGUAGCGAUUCUCCCAUAAGUAGCAAUGAAGAUGGUGAAAACCAAGCAAAUAAAAUUGCCACAGUGUUUACAGGACCACAAAUCAGUCAAGUUAAUAAAUCUUUAGUAACAACUACAAAAAAUAAUAUUCAUCUGCUAACAGAUCUUAGAAUACCUGUUCAAAAAAACAUGUUAUUGAAUUCCCACAAAAACAAUAACCAUUUAGGGGAAGUAAUGAAACCAGACUCAACUCUAGUAUGCAAUGAAGAAAUAACAACUAAAGAAUGUCCACUUCAAUCACAAAGAUUUACAGAAACAACAACAACCACUAAGACAAAUAAUUUGAUUGAGCGGCAUAAAAAAACAGAAGAACAGAAUUGUUGCAGCAGUGAAAAUAAAAGUAACUUUUCUGCUUAUGAUAAUAGAAAACGGUCCCUAAAAGAUCAAUGUUACAACAAUGAAAAAAAAAUAAACCUUUCAAGCCCAAAAUCACCAUUUGAACAUUUGACAAAAGACGUAUUUAAGAAACCGUUAAUGCCUAUGACAAAAGCUGCAGGAAAACAUGUUAAUAUAAAAGAUAUUAUGAUUUCCGAGGCUACAAUGCAGCCUUUGAGUGGAUCCAAUCAGAAAGAUAAAAAAAAAUCGUUAAAACAAAUGGCGGAUUUAAAAAUAAAUGAAGUUUCAAUGAAAUCUAGUUUAUCAAAGAAAAAAUUAUUUACUCCAAAACUUGAUCUGUUAAGUGUUAAAGUAGCAAGUGAUGCUGCUGGAGGAAGUCCUCAAGCAAAAGUUGAUAAUAAAGAAAAGAAUAAAGCAAGAAAACUUGUGACAUCACAGUCUUGUCUAAAUAGAAAUGUUUCUGAUGAGGAAGACAAUGUAUUGGGCUUAAUAAAAAAAAUAAUUCCUGCUGAACAAAUUAAUUCAACAUCUAGUAAAUUUAUUAAAACAAACUCUGCUUGUGAUGACAAAUGUAACAGUGAUGUCAGUGAUACAUUUACAGAUGAAACACUUAAUAGCACAGCUUUUGAAACAGAUUCUAGAAAGGAUUAUAUUGAAAAGAGCAGCUGCCAGCAAUGGCACAAUGGCAGCUCUAUACUUAGAGAUUGCAGUGUUAUUAUAAACAAACAUGCAACCACAAAUAUGGUUCAAAGGUACAAACGUGUGAAUUCUUUUUGGGAUACUGAUAUUGAAAGUGAAAAAGAAUCUGAAACUGUUCCUGCCUGCAAAUUAUUCAAUGCUGAAAUAAAAGGUCAAUUAAAAGAUGUCACUUCAUCAACUCUUAAUACCACAAAACAUCAAAUAAGUAAGAAUGUAGGUAAAGUUUUAACAGUGCAAGAUUUGAUAAAUAAAAGGAAUGCUAAGAAGAAAACAUUGAACAUGGAUAUAAAAGUCUCAAAUGUCAAAGAAAAAAAAAUGAUGGAAAACAUUAAAAAAGCCAGCAGUGAAAUUCCACAAAAUGAUAAAGAAAAUAUAAAUAAAAAACAGAAUGAACAAAAUAAAGUAGAAUCUAUAAUAACUAAAAAGAAGAAGGAAACUUUAGGUCAAUUUAGACCUGUCAAAGAAAAUGCUUUUAAUAAGAAACAAUCUGGCAAAAAAGAAAAUUCAGAAUGGAAGAGGAAAGAAUGUAAGAGAUCAAAAAGUUCUAACAGAAACUGCUCUGGAUGUGAUAGUACCACAAAUAACACGAAAAAUUGUAUUAAGAAACAAAGUUAUUUAAGGACAAAACCUGUUCUAAAUAGCUCCUUUAAUACUAGUGAUAGUUUAAACAUUUCAAGAACAAGGUCCAAAAAACAAAAUGCAAAUGUUGAUUCUUCAAAGGAAAAUAUUUCUCAACUUUCUGACAAUAUAAACAUUACACUGCUAAGUUUAAGGCCACGGAAACUAAUCAGACCUUCAAGGACUAAACCUAAUCUAAAUAGCUCCCUCAAUACUAGUGAUAGUUUAAACAUUUCAAGUUGGACAAGGUCCAAACAACAAAAUGCAAAUCUUCAUUCUUCAAAGGAAGAUAUUUCUCAACUUUCUGAAAAUGUCAACAUUACUUUGCUAAGUUUAAGGCCACGGAAACUAAUCAAAAGUAAAAAAAUUGCCUAA